Solanum dulcamara is the source of this 1062-nucleotide messenger RNA. RefSeq lists its product as uncharacterized. The transcript has 6 exons. NCBI's taxonomy places the organism in Eukaryota, Viridiplantae, Streptophyta, Magnoliopsida, Solanales, Solanaceae. Gene Ontology annotation, molecular function: nucleic acid binding; zinc ion binding. The record is from RefSeq and is a predicted model, not a curated record. Bases 1 to 1062 code for a protein of 353 amino acids.
AUGGUGAUUUGGAAGGAUGCGGUUUAUACUUUAGUCCUAACAAUAUUAGAACAUUUUAAUGGAAGAUUUACCAACCAAAAUGAAACCCUUAGAACUCUUCUAAAUGGAUUACGAUGUAGACAUUUAGGAGAAUUUAGGUGGUAUAAAGACACCUUUUUAAGUAGAGUAAUGGACUUGCCAGAAAGCAAUAGCGUCCAUUGGAAAACUAAAUUCAUAGAUGGUCUUCCUUCGCUAUUUGCAGAAAGAGUUCGAAAAAUUCUACGAGGGACCAAUACUGCUAUCCCAUAUGAUGUCUUCACUUAUGCUCAGCAACUAAAGGCAAAUAGUAAAUCAGAAAAAUCCCAAUUAGGAGAUUUUUGUACUCAAUUUGCUGUUGCAGGCCCUUCUCAAAAAUCGGGAAAAAAAAUUAAAAAACAUCAUCGUUCUAGGGAAGAUAAGCCCUAUAAAUAUAGUCGAAGUAAAGAAAAACGUGAGGAAAGAAAAACUCACCGGAAAUCUAGUAGAUUUACUAAAAAUCGAUCUAAAAGAGAUCUGAGUAAAAUAAAAUGCUAUGAAUGUGGUCAAUAUGGGCAUAUUGCUCCAAAUUGUAAAUUACAAAAGCUUAAAGGCUUAAAUCUUGCUGAAGAUAUUCAUGAUAAAGUCUAUGGCUUAUUAUACACUUCGGGUGAAGUUGAAAAACUUAAACAAGAAAUUAAAUUUCUUAAACAAAGUCAGCUUGUCCAUGAUCAUCGGAUUUCACAAUUAGAAAACGUAGAUCAUAUAGAAUCACCACUCUCUAAUAAUAAAGGAAAAGGUGUUCUUGAUAACGAAGAAUUAAAAAGGCAUAUUGUCACUCUUCCAUAUGAAGACAAUUUCAGUGAACAAAAUAUUCCUACUAAAUCUCGUCCCUGUCAAAUGAAUGGUGAGUUAGUAGAAUUCUGUAAAAAGGAAAUUGAUAAUCUCCUACAAAAAGGUUUAAUUAAACCUUCCAAAUCACCAUGGUCUUGCACUGCCUUUUAUGUUAAUAAUGCUGCAGAAAAAGAACGAGGUAUGCCCAGGAUAUUGGCAAAUACAGAUUUUUAA